UCCGUUUCCGCUCUUCGUCUCCUGCCUAGCUAACGUUACAGAGGCUCUAUUCGCUCGCGAUUCCAUUCGGUGUGUUCAGAGCAGCUGGAUGAGAGACCAUGGAAGACCGUGCACAGAUCCAGGAGCACAUUAAGACCCAGGGAGAGCUGGUCCGGAGGUUGAAGUCCGAGAAGGCGAGCAAGGAGCAGUGCUAGGGUUGCUUACCACUUUUCUCCUGUUCUUCCUGCUUGGCCCGGUUCUGUUCGGCUCACCACGUCCCUCAUCAUCCCCUGCUUCACCAACGGUGGACUUCUUCUCUGGGCUGCCGGGUCGGUCUGGACCAUUGGUACCUCUGGGUAUCCCUUCCCAUGAUGCACUACUGAACUUUUCGUGGGCUCUUUUUUUUCUGCCCACCGUCCUCUGUUGAACCACCAUGCUGGCCCUGCCCUGUGUCCGUGCCUGUUUUUUGCUGCGGGCCUCUCGGGUGGCAUCUCGGGCCCGCCUCCUGCACCCUGCAACUGUGAUGACGGUGGCUCAGAUCGAUGAGGAGGUCGCUAAACUGCUGCAGCUGAAGGCUCAGCUUGGAGGAGAAGAUGGAAAACACCAGUUUGUCCUCAAAACACCAAAGGGAACCCGAGACUACAACCCCAAACAGAUGGCCAUCAGAGAGAAGGUCUUCAACACCAUCAUCAGCUGCUUCAAGCGCCAUGGAGCAGAAACCAUAGACACCCCAGUUUUUGAGUUGAAGGAAACCCUGACAGGGAAGUAUGGAGAAGACUCCAAGCUCAUCUAUGACCUGAAGGAUCAGGGAGGGGAGCUGCUGUCCCUCAGAUAUGACCUCACCGUUCCCUUUGCACGAUACCUGGCCAUGAACAAAAUCACAAACAUCAAGCGCUAUCACAUAGCUAAGGUCUAUCGCCGUGACAACCCAGCCAUGACCCGUGGACGCUAUAGAGAGUUUUACCAGUGUGACUUUGACAUCGCAGGUCAGUAUGAUGCCAUGAUCCCAGAUGCAGAGUGCUUGAAGAUCGUGCACGAGAUCCUCAGUGAGCUGCAGCUCGGAGAGUUCUGCAUCAAGGUCAACGACAGACGAAUUCUGGAUGGGAUGUUUGCUGUGUGUGGAGUUCCAGACGAGAAGUUCCGCACCAUCUGCUCCACGGUGGACAAACUGGAUAAGAUGUCCUGGGAAGACGUGAAGAAGGAGAUGGUGAAUGAGAAGGGCCUCUCGGAGGAAGCUGCAGAUCAAAUUGGGGAGUACGUGAGCAUGCGGGGCGGGAUGGACUUGGCAGAGCGCCUCCUGCAGGACCAGAAGAUGUGUCAGAAUAAGCAGGCCUGUGCAGGCCUAUCAGACAUCAAGCUGCUCUUCAGCUACCUGCAGCUCUUCCAGGUCACAGACAAGGUGGUGUUUGACCUGAGUUUGGCUCGGGGUCUGGAUUAUUACACCGGGGUCAUCUAUGAGGCCGUGCUGACUCAGGCCGGUGUGCCCCCCCUGGCCAGUGACUCCCAGAAUGGGGCCAGCUCAGAGGAAAGUGCAGGUGUGGGCAGUGUGGCAGGCGGGGGCAGAUAUGACGGGCUGGUAGGAAUGUUUGACCCCAAAGGCAGGAAGGUGCCGUGCGUGGGGGUCAGCAUUGGCAUCGAGAGGAUCUUCUCUAUCAUGGAGCAGAAGGCCGAGGCCUCUGCAGAGAAGGUCCGAACCACAGAGGUGCAGGUCAUGGUGGCGUCUGCUCAGAAGAACCUGCUGGAGGAGAGGCUGCGGCUGGUCACAGAGCUGUGGAACGCUGGCAUCAAGGCCGAGGUUAUGUACAAGAAGAACCCAAAGCUGCUGAGCCAGCUGCAGCACUGCGAGGAAGGGGGCGUCCCGCUGGUGGCCAUCCUAGGAGAACAGGAGCUGAAGGACGGAGUGGUCAAACUGCGCGUGGUGUCAACCAGAGAGGAGGUGGACAUCUCCAGAGCCGAUCUCAUCGCUGAGAUCAAGAGGAGGACGUCUGAAGCCUAACUCCUCCCUGCUGCCCAACUCCAGUUUUGUACAGCAUCCCCCUGGCCCCCAGUUGUCCUUGGAGCUCUGUGGUUCUGAUGUGGCCUAGAAAGGAGUUCAGGCUGCUCCUGCAGUCAAGGCAGAUGUUUACCUGCCUGGUCCAAGAGUUUGCUGCACAUGUUCAUUAAAGCUCUCGUGUCCAAAGA
Molecule: messenger RNA, 2160 nt
Organism: Oryzias latipes (Japanese medaka)
Lineage: Eukaryota; Metazoa; Chordata; Actinopteri; Beloniformes; Adrianichthyidae
Gene: hars
Product: histidyl-tRNA synthetase
Biological process (GO): mitochondrial translation; histidyl-tRNA aminoacylation
Cellular component (GO): cytoplasm; mitochondrion; cytosol
Molecular function (GO): RNA binding; histidine-tRNA ligase activity; ATP binding
Source: RefSeq, a predicted model, not a curated record